This is a messenger RNA of Epinephelus lanceolatus (giant grouper), 1752 nucleotides long. It is a transcript of the gene gpr171, whose product is annotated as G protein-coupled receptor 171. NCBI's taxonomy places the organism in Eukaryota, Metazoa, Chordata, Actinopteri, Perciformes, Serranidae. Gene Ontology annotation, cellular component: membrane. Gene Ontology annotation, molecular function: G protein-coupled purinergic nucleotide receptor activity. Gene Ontology annotation, biological process: G protein-coupled receptor signaling pathway. The record is from RefSeq and is a predicted model, not a curated record.
GCCUGUGAUCAGACUGACGUACUUCUAACAGGCAGGGAAAACACCUUCCAUCCGUCUGCAGCCUCGAGCACAUGAUCUGCACCAACACACUGAAUCACCCUGAGGACCUGUGUGGGGGGAACCCAGAGUCCUGGUCAGUCCUCAGGGGAUCCAACACGUGGUCUGAGGACCUUUGAGAGGACUGGAUAACUCAACACAGAAGGCUGCUUCCUGUUUCCGUCCCGACCAUCAGUCUGAACACAAGACAUCCAAACCAUAAUCACAGCAGCUGCUGAGCAUUCAGACUUCUCACCACACACACUGCAGGUUGAGCUCCUGAUGAUGCCUUCUUCCUCCAACUCCAGCUCUGUAGGAGCUGAGGAGGGGAAGCAGUGCAUCCUCAAUGACCAGAUGGGACCCUUCACCGUCCUCUACAUCCUCAUCUUCAUCAUCAGUCUGCCUGGAAUCCUGCUGUCUCUGUGGACCUUCAUCCGCAGCCCCAGAGCCAAGCAGAGCACCAGCGUUUACCUGGUCAACCUGCUGGUGGCCGACCUGCUGCUGCUGCUCGCUCUGCCCUUCAAGAUCCUGAAGGACCUUGGGGCGGCACCGUGGAGCCUCAUGGUGUUCCACUGCCAGGCCAGCGGCGUCACCAUCUACAUCAGCCUCUACGCAUCCAUCGCCUUUCUGGCCCUCAUCAUCACUGACCGCUACCUGCAGGACUGCCAAACUCUGCGCUCUCUACGGCUCCAGGAGGUCGGCUUCGCCCGGCUGCUGUCGGUGGUCAUCUGGCUGCUGCUGCUGCUCAUCAUGGUGCCCAACAUGGCUCUGCCCAUACAGCAAGUACAGGAGCGGCGGUACCUCAGCUGUUCAUCUCUGAAGAAUGACAUCGGCCUCCACUGGCACGCCCUGACCGUCUUCCUCUGCACAGCGUUGUUCCUCAACGCCUCUGUCGUCGUGCUCCUCUCCAGCGGCCUGGCUCUCAAAAGACUCCUGCGCAGCCGCAAAGACCCCAAACUCUGGGUUGACGCCCAGCAGGCAGCAGUGAGCCUGGCGGCCAUGGUGUUGGCCUAUAUCCUCUGCUUCGUGCCUUACCACGUCGUCAGGACGCCGUACACGUUGGCCCAGACCAAAGUCAUCACGGAUUGCCACACCAAGAGGCAGCUGUUUCUAGGGAAGGAGUCGACGCUGCUGCUGAGCGUGCUCCACCUCUGCUUCGACCCCCUGCUCCUCUACCACCUCCACACACAGUUCAGACAGACGGUUCACAAGAUGUUCCACUGCAGCAGGGAGCAGACAAUCAGCGACACAGAGGAACAGGCUGCGGAGGAAAUGAUGGAACCUGCAACUUCCGUGCAGCAAGAGGACGCCAUCUAACCACAGAUGUUCUGUUCAUAUCUAACCCAGAUAUACACAAGACACAUGGAACAAAGAAUGAUGCAGAAACUGAGACACAGGACAUGUUAACUGUAGCUUAGCACAAAGACUGGGAGCAUAUGGAAACUGCUCGCCUGAUGACACACCUUCAGCAGCUCCACAUGGACAAAAAACUGUUUUUUAAAAGUUCGUUUAUGCACCAAAUCAAUCUCAUGACACCAGGACUCCUGAGAAACCUGAAAUAAUUUGAAUCAAAGACUUUUAAUAAUUAUUUAACUGCAUUUAUGAUCCUUGUUCUGUGUUAAGUUGGUGUUGAGUUUCUGAGAAUCUUUACAUACAGUCCCAAAUUUACAUUGAUUCGUGCUUGCUGAUGCCAUUAAAGUUUCUUUACAUCUGUAA